This is a messenger RNA of Brachypodium distachyon (stiff brome), 3573 nucleotides long. Its product is annotated as protein transport protein Sec24-like At3g07100. Gene Ontology annotation, biological process: intracellular protein transport; COPII-coated vesicle cargo loading; endoplasmic reticulum to Golgi vesicle-mediated transport. NCBI's taxonomy places the organism in Eukaryota, Viridiplantae, Streptophyta, Magnoliopsida, Poales, Poaceae. The coding region runs from base 159 to 3239 and encodes 1026 amino acids. Gene Ontology annotation, cellular component: COPII vesicle coat; endoplasmic reticulum exit site. The transcript is spliced from 13 exons. Gene Ontology annotation, molecular function: zinc ion binding; SNARE binding. The record is from RefSeq and is a predicted model, not a curated record.
AGGCAGCACGCCGGCCUCCACCUCUAUUCUAUUCGGAACCUUCUUUCUUCUCCAUCUUCUCGUCCGACUCCAAUCUCGCUUCUGCGUCCACAACCCAACCCCUCGCCUCCCCCACGGGCCGGAGCGCCGCCGACGCCCCGAUCUCGGUGCCCGACGCGAUGCAUCCGCCCACGGGGAACGAGAGGCUGCCGGGGCGCCCCGUGUCCGGCUUCGUGCCAGGUAGCGCCGCGGCCGCGGGCCCCCCGCCGUUCGCGGCUGGCGCUCCGCUUAUGCGCCCCGGAGCAGCCGCACCGUUCGCCCCGCCGACGCAGCAGCCGGGCGUGCCGCCUCCGCUGGCGGGCGCUUCCCCUGCGGCGCCGUUCGGGGCUGCGCCGCCCGCCGCAAUGGGUGGGUACAGGGGUCCGCCGCCGCCUCAGGGUCCCUUCGGCACUGGACCGCCUCCUCAAGGACCCUUCGCCACGGCAUCGCCUCCUCAAGGGCCCUUCGCCACGGCAUCGCCUCCUCAAGGGCCCUUCGCCAAGGCACCGCCGCCUCAGGGUCCCUUCGCUGCAGCGCCUCCGUCUCAGGGCCCCUUUGCGGCGGGGCCUCCCUCUCAGGGCCCCUUUGCGGCCGGGCCUCCCUCUCAGGGCCCUUUUGCCACGGCACCUCCACCGUUUCGCCAUCCGCCGUCUCUCGGGCAGCCACAAUCCCCCACGGGGAGUGGCAUGCCUGCACCGACUUAUGUGAGGCCACCGCCCGUGCAAUCGCAGCCGCCGCCUGUGCAAGGGUAUUACCCUGGUGUCCCUUCUUCGAACCCACAGUUCCCCAUGUCCCGGCCAGCGUAUCAACCGCCAAUGCAGACCAUGCCGCCGCCUCCCAUGGGUCCACCUUCCUCUUAUAGUAACCAGCCAGCAUAUCCUACUUCCGGGCCCCCGAUGGGCACACUCCAGAGCUUAGUGGAGGACUUCCAGUCUCUAUCAGUGAGUUCUGCUCCUGGAUCACUUGACCCAGGUGUCGAUGUAAAAGGGCUGCCUCGUCCAUUGGAUGGUGAUGAGGAGCCCGCUAAGGUUUUUGAGGCAUACCCACUGAACUGCCACCCGAGGUACUUCCGGCUGACAACCCACACUAUUCCGGCGUCCCAGUCAUUGGUCUCCAGGUGGCACUUGCCCCUUGGGGCCGUGGUACAUCCUCUAGCAGAAUCACCUGAUGGGGAGGAAGUGCCAGUUGUCAACUUUGGGUCGGCUGGGGUAAUUCGUUGUCGAAGGUGCAGGACAUAUAUAAACCCUUACGCAACAUUUGCAGAUGCUGGAAGGAAAUGGCGCUGCAAUCUUUGCACAUUGCUCAAUGAUGUUCCUGGUGAGUACUUUUGUGCUCUUGAUGCUAGUGGCAGAAGAUACGAUACAGACCAAAGACCAGAACUUUCUAAAGGAACAGUGGAGUUUGUUGCUCCUACUGAAUAUAUGGUUCGGCCACCAAUGCCACCUUCCUAUUUCUUUCUUAUUGAUGUCUCAGUAUCUGCAGUUCGAAGUGGGCUGCUAGAGGUGGUUGCGAAGACCAUUAAAUCAUGCCUUGAUGAUCUUCUAGGCUUUCCACGAACACAAAUUGGAUUCUUAACCUUUGAUAGCACAUUACACUUCCACAAUUUCAAGUCUUCUUUGAGUCAACCUCAAAUGAUGGUGGUUGCCGAUUUGGAUGAUGUUUUCCUGCCAUUGCCUGAUGAUCUCUUGGUUAAUUUGGUCGAUUCUAGACAUGUUGUUGAGUCAUUUCUCGAUAGCUUGCCCAAUAUGUUCCAUGACAAUGUGAAUGUAGAAUCUGCUCUUGGUCCUGCACUUAAAGCAGCAUUCAUGGUUAUGGGUCAAAUUGGGGGAAAGUUGCUUGUCUUCCAGAGUACGCUGCCAUCACUUGGUAUCGGUCGUUUGAGACUUCGAGGAGAUGAUGUCCGUGCAUAUGGAACAGAUAAAGAGCAUAUUCUGAGGGUACCAGAAGAUCCCUUCUAUAAGCAGAUGGCUGCUGAGUUCACGAAAAAUCAGAUUGCAGUGGAUAUAUUUUCUUUCAGUGACAAGUAUUGCGACAUAGCUUCCUUAGGUUCUCUGGCGAAAUAUACUGGUGGUCAGGUGUACCAUUAUCCAUCCUUCCAGGCAACUACUCAUGGGGAGAAACUUAAACAUGAGCUUAGUAGAGACCUUACUCGGGAGACUGCUUGGGAAUCUGUGAUGCGUAUCAGAUGUGGAAAAGGGGUGCGUUUCACAACAUAUCAUGGUCACUUCAUGCUAAGGUCCACAGAUUUAUUAGCACUUCCAGCUGUCGACUCUGAUAAAGCUUUUGCGAUGCAACUGUCUCUGGAGGAGACCCUAAUGACCACACAGGCUGUAUACUUCCAAGUGGCAUUGCUAUAUACAUCCUCUUCUGGUGAAAGACGUAUCAGGGUGCAUACAGCAGCUGCACCUGUGGUCACAGAUCUUAGUGAAAUGUAUCGUCAAGCAGAUACUGGUGCCAUCGUGUCAUUGUUGGCUAGAAUUGCUGUUGAAAACUCAUUGUCUGACAAGCUGGACAGCGUUCGACAACAAUUACAGUUAAAGCUUGUGAGAAGCUUAAAGGAAUACCGGAACCUAUAUGUUGUACAACAUCGGAUAGGAGGGAGACUGAUAUACCCAGAAUCAUUAAGAUACUUACCAUUAUACAUCCUGGCCAUAUGCAAAUCUCUUGCUCUCCGUGGUGGUUAUGCUGAUGUCUCUCUUGAUGAACGUUGUGCUGCUGGUUUCAGUAUGAUGAUACUGCCUGCAAGAAGGCUGCUCAAUUUUAUUUAUCCUUCUCUGUACAGGCUUGAUGAAGUAUUAACAAUGGAACCAGGCAGGAUUGAUGGGUCCCUGAAGCGGUUGCCAUUAACCUUGCAGUGCCUAGACACUGCUGGUUUAUAUCUUCUUGAUGAUGGUUUCACCUUCCUAGUAUGGUUGGGUAGGAUGCUCCCACCUGAGCUCGUUAACGACAUUCUUGGAGUCAGCUUGGCAAACUUCCCUGAUCUAUCAAAGAUCCAGUUGAGAGAAUGUAACAACUAUCACUCGAGAAAUUUCAUGACAGUACUAAGAACCCUAAGGGAGAAAGAUUUUUCUUGUUACCAGCUACCCCGUGUGGUACGGCAAGGUGAGCAGCCCAGAGAAGGUUUCUUGCUCCUGUCCAACCUCGUUGAGGAUCAGAUGGCUGGAACAAGUAGUUACAUGGACUGGAUACUCCAAAUUCACCGCCAAACACAAAGCUCGUGAUAUUGGAUGAACCAGGAAUUUUGUCAUUGUGUAAAAUGUUGCAGAUUCGGUUGCUGCCCCAGUCCCCGAUCGUCCUCUUAACUGUGUGAACCAAAUCAAGAGCUAGCCAGCCAUACGCUAAAUCUUUCUUUGCUUCGCUGGCGAGCAAUGUUUUCUUGUCAAUAGCUGUUGUAUCAGAAUAAAUAGGCAACAGUACCUUUGGUAAAUUAUAUACAAACUGGAGUCGUGUAUGAGUUUGUACGUUUUUCUUUUACUUUUGAGAAUUUUUUAUAGGUAUUGUUGAGAAUUUUAGUUGCAAAGUUGAAUUAUGAUUGAAACACUUUUUCACUGCUGA